This is a messenger RNA of Exaiptasia diaphana, 1765 nucleotides long. RefSeq lists its product as uncharacterized. The transcript has a single exon. The record is from RefSeq and is a predicted model, not a curated record. NCBI's taxonomy places the organism in Eukaryota, Metazoa, Cnidaria, Anthozoa, Actiniaria, Aiptasiidae. Bases 211 to 1050 code for a protein of 279 amino acids.
AGUAUUAUAACCUGGAGAGGUGAUGAUGGGUAAUUACCAGAGAGUGAACUAAUCCCUUAUAUCGCGCUGCGCUUGCCCUCGUGCCCCAGUUGCGAUCCUUUGUCCUGCAUGCGAGUUCUACUCUGAUUUGAUCAAGCAACUGCGAGCGAACGUCCUCUCGUCAACAGACAAUCUCUAACGUAAGCUCAAUCUCGUAUCGCCUACACAAUCAUGUCAAAACAAACGACUAGAAAAUCAACCAAACUUAAAGAUUCACCACGGUCUACGCUGUUUGACCAACUGCAUCAAUUCGAAGGUAUUGAGGUAGACGAAGGGGAGCAGUUUCCCUCUCUACCACGACCGUCAGCGACAGCGAACACAGCAAGCUCAUCCGUAGCGCAGGAGCUACAACUUGUCCAGCUACAGAAGGAGAAACUUCUGUUAGAAUUAGAGGUUUUACGCCUCAAGCAACAAAGCGCCACACCCCCCGGAACGCAAGCGGAGUUGGAGGGCACAAAAUCAAUACAGGAAUUGAAGAAAAGAGUAAUCGAUUGGCCUCAAAACUUCGUUCCAGGUAUGUCUGCGAGCCCUGAAUUUCAUAACUUAGAUUUGCCUAGUUUUGUAUCUGGAUUCCUUGCUAUGAUAAGGCCUUACGACACCGAGACCAAGGAAUGCAUGAUCGAUAUACUUGAACUCAUAUCGACCAAAGCUAUCAGCUACUCCUGGAGUAGUGUUCGUGGUUUUUAUUCAUAUCUUGCGAGACAAGUUGAACAGAGACGGCUAGACUGGUCUCAAUUCAACGAAAUAAGGAAUGCUAGUACAACCUUCUUUAAACACUCCGACCUAAAAUCAUCGACACCAAAGGGCAAUACUCCACGUCAGUCUACAUCGGGAAACGGAGAAAAAUCGACCGAAAAGGGCUGCCAAACAUGGAAUUAUAAAGGAAUGUGUUCUUGCGACAAGGCCUCGGAUAACUUUGCAAAUACACACGUAUGCCGCGUGUGUAAGGCGUCUGAUCAUCCGAUGUUAAAUUGCCCGAAACGCAAAAUGCCAAUACCGGACAGCCAAUGACAUCAAAAUUCAUGCACCUUAAUUCAUCAGUUAACGGACAAUGGACGGAACUCAAAAUCGGACAAUGAUAAAAUGGACAUGAUCACACAACAUCCGCCUGCACAACAUGCUACAAGAGCGGUUAUUACACAUUUACUCGCGUCAAAAGACAAACGACCCAAUGCAUUCGGAGCGAAAAUUCCAGUUACAUCAAAUCUAAAUAUUUCUAAAUGGAGGUCAUAUCUAYUUGAUUAUGCYGACCAUGACGUUGUGGAAUUUCUUCAAUAUGGUUGGCCAAUUAAUUAUAUGUUGGAUGUUGACCCUCAGUUGUCAUCUGUUAAUCAUCGAUCAGCGGACAUAUAUCCCGAUCACGUACAACAUUAUAUUGACACUGAAUUAAGCUUCUGUGCCAUAGCUGGUCCAUUCUCUUCAAAUCCCCUACACCAAAUCUUGACAACAUCACCUUUACAAACYGUUCCGAAGCGUGGUUCAGAUAAACGGAGAGUGGUAAUGGAUUUAAGUUUCCCGCAUGGCCAGUCAGUAAACGACGGAAUACCCGGUGAUAGCUAUUUGGACUCACAUUUCAAAUUGCACUUGCCAGGUAUCGAGCGGCUUCGUGAGUUUAUAAUUACAAAAGGUCAAGGUUGUUUAAUAUACAAGAAGGACUUAAGAAGGGCUUAUCGACAGUUUCCGGUCGAUCCUAAAGACUAUAAAUAUCUCGGAUUCAACUGGCAAG